Molecule: messenger RNA, 1392 nt
Organism: Lachancea fermentati
Lineage: Eukaryota; Fungi; Ascomycota; Saccharomycetes; Saccharomycetales; Saccharomycetaceae
Source: the annotation of a GenBank genome assembly
AUGGUAAUGAUUAAUUACGCGAAUAGCGCAAGGCGCCCCGAUGACAUGCGUGAGACAUAUGCGUCGUCCGCAACUAUGAACCAGCGGACAAGCAUACUGGAUCCACAUCUUUCAGUACUGCAGCUGCUAGAACGAAACGACUCGGAUGGGGGCCCAACCCAGGAGGGUGACUCAUCUCAAAUGGGGUUGGAGUUGCAGUCCGCGUUGCACACAGCGCCAUCCCCACAGCAUCUGUAUUCGGAGGCGCUCAACCGCAGCAUCUCUGACUCUUGGCAAUCUAUCAAAAGGACUGACUAUUCAAUCUUGAAUAUGUUUGGGGAGCCGCCUGCGCAACCUGCUGGUAUCCUAUCAUCUUCUGACACCUCUGAAGAUGAACCUGACCAUUUAGGAUCUCCUUCUCCAAACAAUUUUGCAUUCCAGAAUAGUGCCUUACAUUAUUCGCAUCGACCCGUCGAGGGUCCCUCAGUGUCGUAUUCUGGCGUCAUCGAUGAGAACGAUAAUGAGACUGUUACGAUUAGUUUGGGAAAUUCUUCUAACUCAUUCGUGAUGCCAAAGCUCUCUUUGUCUCAAAAAUUUCAAAAGUUUUGCAUUCUAAUAGUUGGUAAGCCUGCACGUAAGUUUUAUCAAACCAUUCCUAGAAUGUAUCAAAAGUUGUUUGAAGUUGGCGACCUGGACCGCUUGGAAGAUGAAAAGGUAUCUCACUACAGUGCCAUAAUGGUCAUUUUCAAUGAUGUCAGGUCGGCACCAAACUUGAUGGAAAAGGUUAUGGACUAUGACAAGGCCGUCGUCGCCGUCUGUCAAAGGGGGCAGCAGCAACAAAUUUCUCACAUGCUACAAAAAACUGCGCGUGCGAAGUCCUUAAGAAUAAUCUACCAUCUUACAGUGAUGUCGGACCAUCAAGAUGUCCAUAAAAUGCUAAAGUAUUUGCAUAGUCUAAGCACGGAAGUGGAUUCAGGUUACGAGACCGAGGUAGCGUCAAGUAAAGUUCGAAAGCGGAAGAAGUCGCACAAAAAGAAAGACUCCGGUCUAAGCAGAUGGGUAUUAUGGAGUAUUUCUUUGACAGUUGGAGUUGGCAUUGGAUACUGCAUAUCGUGUGUAUUAUCCUCCACCAUGGGAACUCCCGCUACAGUGAGCCUUCAUUCUACGGACGAGUAUAAACUCAUCGAGGAUGUUCCAAACACAUCAAGUGAGAACGCUUUCGACCACUAUUUGAAUCAUGCAGUGUAUCUAUUCAGGAAAGCAAUCAAGCAAGUAAAUCAAGCCAUUAAACAGAUGUUGAAUAGCCAGGUGUCAUCUAUGGCAUGGAUGCAAAGGAUGGGAAAAGAGUGGAUUUCAGAGGAUUCUGAUAGACCAGUAGCUGGAAUGGCGGCGCUCGAUCUUGUUUUGAUUUAG